Messenger RNA from Halichondria panicea, 1961 nucleotides. Its product is annotated as antigen WC1.1-like. Lineage: Eukaryota; Metazoa; Porifera; Demospongiae; Suberitida; Halichondriidae. Gene Ontology annotation, cellular component: membrane. The record is from RefSeq and is a predicted model, not a curated record. The transcript has 6 exons. The coding region runs from base 235 to 1626 and encodes 463 amino acids.
UACCUUUAGUGCAAUAUAGCUACAAGUAUAGAGUAAAACAAAUUGAAUGUUCUUUCUAUAACUCUGCAUAUUGCAUAUGUAUGUUCUCCAAGACCCUCCCCUUCUCUGAAUGACAGACAGCAACUAUAUAGUGUUUCCUGUUGACAUAAUAAUAUACCAAAUGCUGUACUCAUCUUUUAGUCUCUUGAGCCUCUAAGCUGAAACAAAGAAAGCAGUAUAAAAGAGUGAUUCACUAUGACCAGCAUGACUGUUCACCAUGCAGUAAUCAUUGGAAUGUUAUCAAUCAUUUCAACUAUCAGCACUGCUCAACAAGAGUGCUUCAAUGGACAAGUUCGUAAACUUCAUUCUGAUCUCCUUGAGUAUUGUUACAAUGGAGAAUGGAGAUUGGUCUAUUACUCAGCGAGUCAGUGGAGUACGAAUAUGACAAGGGCUGUGUGUGCACAACUGGGUUACCAGGAUUUUUUCGGAUUAGUGCGAGGGGGAAGUCAGAGUGGUGCAGGAAAAUUUGUAACUCUGAAAGAAUGCAACGAACCAGGACUAACAGGAUGCAUAGAGACACCUAGUGACAGCUGUACUGAGUGCUCUCCUGUGUUUCUACAGUGUACCGCAGCUAAUUGUGAUGAUGGAGAGAUAAGACUGGUGGGUGGCAGAGACACUGACAGACAGGGACGAGUGGAGGUGUGUGCUAGCCAGCGAUGGAGGACAGUUUGCACUGGCAGUCAAGAAGUGGCAGGAGCUGUUUGUUUACAAAUGGGAUACAUCUUUGAAGGAGGCACUGUUGCACCACCAAACUCAUUUCCUCCUGGAGCAUUCCCUGAGUACAGACUGGACUGUACACACCUAAGCAAUGGAGCAUGGCACUGUAGUCCAGUUGAACAACAAUGUGACAGCUUUGUGGAGCUUGGAGUUGUUUGUAAGAACUAUGAAAAUCUGUACGAUGAAUGUUCAACGAACUGUACACUGUCAAGAUUGUCAGUAACUAUUACACAGUCACCUACCACCAAGCAAGGUAAAUUUAAUGUUAUAGACAAUAAGCGGUAUUUUUACUGCACGACAUGCCAAAUAAUAGCUGUUUGUGCUAACAAUUCAACUGUGGCAGUAACCACUCCAAUGGCAUGUAAUUCCACCACCUCCAUUGUUGGCAUUGGUGUACUGGUGGCUCUGUUACUAGCUGUAUCAGUUGGUUGGAUGGUGUCCUGUGUUAUUCUACUCAAGAGAGGACAGAUUGUGCACAAACAACAUGUUGAUGCAGGUACUAUCUCAACAAGGAGCAAUCAGAGCUACACACAACAGGACAUCAACACACAGCUCUACGCUGAGGCCACCCCUCCUGAUACAACCUACAGUAGGCUGAACAGAAGUGAUAAACAGACGGAGGAAAUUGCUACCUACAAUUACGCUGAUCCCAACCAGAUAAGAGUAGAGCGUUCCCAAGCAACCAACCCACCACCAGUGAGUGGUGAAGCUAUCGUGAGAGAAGAGGAGUUCUACAUUGCUGAGGAUCACACGUACGCAGCUGUCAAUAAGAAAGCCAAAAAGAAAAAGAAACCAAAGAAUGCAGAAUCUGAUGCAGAAGGAGAGAGUGAAGCCCCGCCUCCUUUUGUUAGCACCCUGGCUGAAGUGUAGGGUGGUGGUGACUGAACACUGUGAACUGAGAUAUUGACACUAACUUAUGCUGCCUGUAAAAUUACGUCCCUAGUAGUAUAGAGAGAGAGUGAAUACACAAAAUGGGUGAUAUAAUUAUUGUACUGUAGUACACUCACAUAUAAUUAUUAUAACAUUAUGAGAGUGCCCUUUCAAAAUAUUGUCGGCAGCUAGGUGAUUCGUUUUAUAAAACGUAUACAGGAAACUGAAUUGAGGAUCAAAUAAGAAUAUAUAACAGUGGACAUUUGCUGCAUCAAGUACAAGUAAGAGUCGUGGUAACUGACCAAUCUGAGUGCUGCCUGGAGACUUGCCUCGAG